This is a messenger RNA of Haliotis rufescens (red abalone), 1311 nucleotides long. RefSeq lists its product as uncharacterized. Bases 70 to 804 code for a protein of 244 amino acids. The record is from RefSeq and is a predicted model, not a curated record. Lineage: Eukaryota; Metazoa; Mollusca; Gastropoda; Lepetellida; Haliotidae. The transcript is spliced from 5 exons.
GCAAGUCAGCCAUCGCUGUACACAGCUACAGUAACUAUUUUAACAUAGAUUGGUCCUUUGUUUGUAAAUAUGAGAGUUCUUGUGACAUUAUGCGUUCUCAUGUCCCUCACCGCCGUCACCUUGGCGUGGAAUCGACCCCCUGUCGGAGGGCGUUCUCUGGGAGGAUCAACCUCCAGCCGAUUCGCUAGCCUUCUGAAAUCCAGAAAGUCGUCCUUGUUUGGUGCCCGCGUCCGUGACGGUUCCAGCAUCUUCAGCGCCCUCUCCGCCAAGACCAAACAGCCAAUCUGUUACUUUGACAGGAAUGGCGUCCCCCAGUACGAAUGGCCUACCAAGGAAAAGCUGUGCUUCGACAAGUCCUACAAGUACCCUGUUGACCGUGUGUUCAGUGCCCUGGAAAAUGACCCCGACGCAAUGGAGUACAUGCUGCUGGUGCAGGGAUGCUACCUCCACAACAAGAUGAACUCCACCGGCCACUACCCCGCCUACCGAUACAAGGAUCUGUGUUCCGAGAACACCGAGCUCCUGGAGAGAAUCUGGUGGACCAACACCGCGAACGGGCGCCGAGAGGUCUGCUACGUCAUCAUGCCUGAAGCCCAGGGAAUUGAAGUCGCUCAAUGCGGAGGUCACUGCGUCAUGGACACCACGGAGGUGAAACACCACUACUGCGUCCCCGACGGCAUGGUUGAACGUGAUAUCUACGUCUUCUGUCCCGGCGAGAUCAAGCAGUGCCGCAGAACCCGCGUCACCAUCCCCACCGGAUGCAGCUGUAAGAAAUACGAAUGUCUCAAGUAUCAGUUUGUGUAAACCAUGGUUUACACUCCCUCUGCGAAGUCGUACUUUUACGCAUGUGUAAUAGUGGCGUAAUUGCAAGGACUCUACGUCAUGCCAAAUACAGAUAUGUAUACACAAACAGAGAUCUCUUACGACAUGUUUACGAAUACGUAAAUGUUACGAACAUAAUUGAACAGGCCGGAAAAUGUUUGUAACAGAUUUUAUGUUCUUCAUAAAAAUUUCUCAAUAUGACAGGUAUAUUUCGACUUGUAAAUAGACUUUUAAUGAUCUUAAGUUUGAGGAAUCUGUUUUACCAUUAUAUGUUAUCAUCUGUACAUAUAUCAUGCGCGCACGUGUAAGUUGUUUGUUUACUCUGUACAUAACGUGUAUAUUUAUCUGUGGAGUUCGCAACAUAUUUGUUACCAUUAUCUGAUGCCAACUUUGUGAAACACAUAAAAUCACUAUGAAUAAUACUUUUCAGAUUUUUUGGUGAUGUUUACCGUGAAUAAUUUACAGAUAAUAAAACACAACUGAAUAAAA